This is a messenger RNA of Rhopalosiphum maidis (corn leaf aphid), 1095 nucleotides long. RefSeq names its product actin-related protein 2/3 complex subunit 5-B (gene Arpc5). The record is from RefSeq and is a predicted model, not a curated record. Gene Ontology annotation, molecular function: actin filament binding. Gene Ontology annotation, biological process: regulation of actin filament polymerization; Arp2/3 complex-mediated actin nucleation; cell migration. The coding region runs from base 291 to 746 and encodes 151 amino acids. NCBI's taxonomy places the organism in Eukaryota, Metazoa, Arthropoda, Insecta, Hemiptera, Aphididae. Gene Ontology annotation, cellular component: cytoplasm; actin cytoskeleton; Arp2/3 protein complex. The transcript has 3 exons.
AAUACUUACAUUGUCUAUGCAAAUCACCGGGAAAAAUACAUCAAAGCAAAAUAUGUUUAAUAUAUUUUAACUAUUCAACAAUUAAGUGGCUAAUAAACACAAAUUGUGUAUAUAACAAUAUUUUUCCUGGAGACUUGCAUCACUUAUUCGAUAGUGUGUUGUUCAACGAUAGUACUUUGUAUUGUGAUUAAUAAUCAUUUUAUCAGUAAGGUUAGAACUUCCACUGAUUACUCACUUGUUUAAUUGUCUCUUACGUUCGUGCUUGCUCAAAAAUCCACAAGUAGUACACAAUGUCUGAGAACACAAGAAGUUCUGCAUUCAGAAAAAUCGACGUCGAUCAAUUCAAUGAGAAUUUCAAAGAUGACGAGCAAACGGAAAAUCAAUCGACGACUGCCAUUCCAGACGAAUCCGAAAUUACAACGAUGAUUAACCAAGGUCGUUUUGCUGAUGCUUUAAAAUCUGCAUUGAAAAAUGCCCCUUUAGGAUCAAAAAAUCAACAAUUAAGGGACAAUGCCUUAAAUGUUGUAAUGAAAGUUCUUCUGGCCACCAAACUAUCACAAAUAGAUGAAGUUGUUGCUCAAUUAGAUAUUGACAUGGUAGAUAUUCUUAUGAAGUAUAUUUACAAAGGAUUUGAAAAAUCAAAUGAGAAAAAAAGCAGUCAUCUCCUCAUGUGGCAUGAAAAAGCCUAUGCUCUUGGAGGAGCUGGUAGUAUAAUCAGAGUACUUACUGAUCGCAAAAGAGUGUAAUGUAAUUAACAAUUUGUUUAAUUUUUAUUUAAACAUUAAUAUUAUAAUGUCAAAAAUUGUAUUUGAUACUACAUAAUUAUUAUUUUAUUUUUAUUAAGUUUUAUAAGUAUCAGCAUUUAAUUUUAUUAAGGUAAUAUAAUAACAUGUAUUGUCAAAUAGUAUUAUUUUCUAAAAACUCAAUUAUGUCCUUUUUAUUAGCAUUGAUAUAUGCUGUUCGUUUAAAAGAAUAUCAAGUGGUUUUUAAAAGCAUUUGUUAAAAUAUUAACUUUUUAAAUAUAUUUUUAGCUGUUUUUAUAAAUUGGGUUACUAGGUAUAAAUUAAAUUAUGUCUUAAUUAAUUGUCAACCAUG